AUGGCCACAAGUAAACUCGGCCAGGUCCUGGAGGCUGGGGUUUUUGCUAGUCAUGAAACUGGUGAGCGAUUUGUGAAAGUGAGAACAGUGAUAGACCUCACCAAACCGUUGCGAUCACAAAUUAUGGCGGUCAAUGAUGAUACUGGGUGUUUCUGGGUCUCAUUGAAGUACAGAUAUUUACCAUCAUUCUGCUUCAAUUGUGGGAGGGUAGGGCACUUCAUCAAUGAUUGUACUUUUGAACCCCCAGCCGGUAAGGAAAAAUUUGGACCGCACAUGUCCACCAAGAAACUGGGCAUUCGACUGUAUGACUCGGAGGAUGAUGCUCAACAGUUCCGUGGCAAAUCAAAGUCUGUAUGGGUCAACAUGGCGCUGAGAGAUUAG
Molecule: messenger RNA, 381 nt
Organism: Linum trigynum
Lineage: Eukaryota; Viridiplantae; Streptophyta; Magnoliopsida; Malpighiales; Linaceae
Source: the annotation of a GenBank genome assembly